GAGAGCGAACGAGAGAGCGAGAGAGCGAGCAGCACACACACACAGAGUGAGAGCGAGAGGGAGAGAGAGCGAACGAGAGAGCGAGUAGCAGACACACACAGAGUGAGAGAGAGGUGGGGAGAGAGCGAACGAGAGAGCGAGUAGCAGACACACACAGAGUGGGAGCGAGAGGGAGAGAGAGCGAACGAGAGAGCGAGCAGCACACAGAAUAGGAGAGGGGGGGGGUAGCGAGCCACAGACACGGAGAGAGAGAGAGCGCGCACAAGCGCCGAGCUGCCGACAUCCACCGUCACCGCCGCGGUUGUGAAGCUCUUCCCGCCGUCAUGAACCCCCCGUGCGCGAGAUGCGACAAGAUCGUGUACCCGACGGAGAAAGUGAGCUGCCUGGACAAGGUGUGGCACAAAGCGUGUUUCCACUGCGAGGUCUGCAAGAUGACGCUGCAAAUGAAAAACUACAAGGGCUACGACAAGAAGCCUUACUGCAGCGCGCACUACCCCAAACAGACGUUCACCACGGUGGCGGACACCCCCGAGAACCUGAGACUCAAGCAGCAGAGCGAACUACAGAGCCAGGUGAAAUACAAGGAGGACUUCGAGAAGAGCCGGGGAAAGGCGUUCAGCCUCGUGCCAGACACUCCCGAGCUGCGGCGCAUGAAGAAGGCGCAGGAGCAGAUAAGCAACGUGAAGUACCAGGACGCGGGGGUGGUGCCAGUGGGGGCCGCCGCGCCUGACCGCCCCGCGGGGGGCCGUGCUAUCCCUGGGGGUCGCCACGCCGGCUACCCCCAGCUGGGGAAAGCGGCCGUGGGGGGCGGUCAGGCGAGACAGACAAGCGCGGCCCCCCAACAGGGAACGCUACCCCCCAUGACGGCCCCCCACCCGCUCCACCACCGCCCCUCGGUGGACGGCACGUUCCGCGCGCUCUACGACUACGUGGCUGCGGACGAGGACGAGCUGAGCUUCGCCGAGGGGGAGCUCUUCUGCAACGUGCAGCGGAUCGACGACGGCUGGCUCUACGGCACGGUGGCACGCACCGGAGCCACCGGCAUGCUGCCCGCCAACUACGUGGAGCGCACCUGAGCUUCCGCACCCCCCCACCCCCCCCCCCCCGCCCUGGUGAACCUGUGUGAUAGCUCGAGUGAACCUGGCCCGGGUGAGCGCACGAGUGAGUCUGUGCUCACCCGGGUGAGAUCACGAGUGAGUCUGUGCUCACCCAGGUGAGAUCACGAGUGAGCCUGUGCUCACCCGGGUGAGCCUGUGCUCACCCGGGUGAGCGCACGAGUGAGUCUGUGCUCACCCGGGUGAGAUCACGAGUGAUCCUCUGCUCACCUGUGAGCCCGAGUGACCCUGUGAGCGUGAGUGAAUCUGUGCUCACGUGAGUGAAGCUGGGCUUGAACUGAGAUCACCGGAGAUCACGUGAGGUCACGUGAGGUCACCUGAGUGAACCUGGGUUCAUCCCAGUGAUGCUGAGCUCACCUGGGCUCACUUAACUGAUCUCACCUGAGCUCACCUGAACACGUGAGCUCACCUGAGCUCACCUGAGGUCAUGCGUUGAGCGGCGGCUUCUUCCUCACGUGACCUUGCCUAAACGUAACAGUGGCGCUCCUCGACACGUUCCAGGUGAUGUUGUCCGUCUCCCAUAAUGCACCUCAGCAGCCUCAGUUAUGAUACGACAGAAACCUCCGGCCGUUCUCAAUUCCCCACGAUGGUGCAUUGAGAACGGGUGUCACUCCGCUCCAUGUCGGUCGCGGUGGAUCGAUUGACUGUAGUUCACCACGCUGGUCAGUGCCGAUUCGUGGAAAGGGGCACACAUGACCCGUUCAGAAGGGUUUGCUGCACUCGCUCAAUUGUUGCCCCAGUAGACUGCCUUCCUGUUCUCAUGCCAGUUGCAAAUCAUCAACUUUCUGGCGACAUCUCUCAAGACACCAGAGUGUGUGAAGUGCGAUCUUUGACGCCGGGUCCGGAUCCAAGCGAUCAGUCGUGCCAAUCAGAAUCUGUCCAGAAAGCGUGCCACUUUAAUAAUCGCCCGCGACUCCUUUGUCCACAUCGGAGCGAGCAGUUGCGCAUUGAGGAAGUUGUACGUAUGCAUGUUGAUCUUCUUUCUCACCGUACGUCGCCAAACGGUGCGAAUCGAAGGUGAGGGGGUAAGGACCACAAAGGUAAAAUGGUACGUUCAGGAUUGUAACCGCCAAUCACAGUAGCUCGCCAACGCAUGGCACGUGAUUAAAUACGCCGCUAAAAACAUCGCCGAGCAGAUCGACGCUUGGGCGACUGGUUGCAACUGGUUGCCGAGACGUCCUCACACAAGCAAUUCAGUUGCAUGCAUUGCAACCAAGUUGCUCAACCGAUCGCUCAGGUGAGGAGCCGGCUUGCAUUGGAGUCGACCUCUGUGACCUGGCUGCCAUGGAGAUGGGACAUUGCUCAAGUUGUUUGUUUAAAAAUGUCCUCUUUCAUUUGUGCUUAUACCAAUGCCAUUUUCGUUUUUAAUCUUCAGGCAACAGGAGACAGGAGUUUGGGAGGGAGGUGGGUGGGUGCACAACAAUAACAUUGACUUAUCCAGGGGAAGCCUCGUAUGUAUGUUGAACUUCUUUCGCACCGUACGUAGCCAACUGUGAUAAUCGGAAAUGGGGGGAAGGACAGCAAACCAAACACACACACAUCAGCUCUAAAGAAAUGGGUUUUCAAUCGAGAUGAUUUAACAGCGCACAGCUCCGGUGGCUUCCGAUUAUAAUCGAACAAAAGAGCGUUCCAAUCCUCGCUGAAUCUCAAGACAUAUUUUCAGGAGGAUCCUGCCACAGUCGGGGAUGUUGAUCCCAUUGCACGUGGGAGGAAGCCUGCAACGUGCAUGGGGACAGCACUCACACGUGCACACAAACAGCUUCACAAAGAUCCCACUUGCUGUGCUGCCACCGCCUGUCCCAAGAGGGUUGGGCGGGGUGGGGUGCCGGUUGCGAUAUUUGUUCAAUAGGCAUGCAACAUUGAUUGCAUCGAUUAAAAUUGAUUCUUGCGCUUAAAGGAAUGCGCGUCGAGAAUGAAACUCGGGUCGCCGGGUUCACGACGCAGCGACGAGUUGACCCGUUUCGUCCACCCCCCCCCCCCCCCCACUAUCACCGCCCCCACCCUCUGCUUAUUUAUUUAUCAAUUAAAGUGGAGUCGCUCUGCUCGCGGGGAGAUUUACACGGGCGAGAGGCAAUUCGUGGCUUCAAUUGACGCGCGAAUUAAGCGGAUAAUUUAUUUUGCCGGCGGCGGUGAUAGCGGCGGUGCGUGGCCUGUGACUCGAGCGGCGAUGUGACGGGGGCGGAGGGGGGGGUUAGUGAAUCAUGCAAACGAACACGGUGUAACGUGCCCCUCUUUAUAUUUUGCCCAGGAGAUGGAUGUACAGCAAGUAGGUUGGACGAAGCGGUGGCUAAAUGUAUUCGGCACGGGGGUGGGUGUGCUAGACGUGAAGAGAAAAUAAAUGCCUUUUGGGUGAGGAGCACACCAUUACCUGGAAUGAAGGAGGGGGGGGGCGAGCGUGGAUGGGUGGGUAUAUGUGUGUGUGUGGUGGGGGGGGGGGUACAGGCGGUAUUUAAAGUUUACUUGGUUUCGCCCAAUUCGCAUUCGCCAAAAACACAAACCGCAAUUCGGGCGUGAUUCACGAGCGGUAAGUUUGUGCUGAGCAAAGACGAGACAGAGUUAGUGGGGGAGGGGGGGGGCGCUUUACGAACGCCUUGAUCCCAACAAACGUCGUCUUUGGCCAUAACAAGACUCGCGGCGAGUUUUCGUUUAAACAAAAUAAAAAAAGUGGGACGCACGAACGGACGGACGGACGAAAUGCGACAAAUGAGCGUUGUUGGCCAACUAAGAUGUGAAGCUGCGCACACGCGGCGCUGCACUCUCGCUGCGCCGUCGUCGGCGGGUGAACGACGAAGUAGGAAAAAAAACACAAACACAAACAAACACACAAAAAAGCACAAAAUCUGCGGGAACAACACACACACAAAGGAGUAGGCGGCAAGUCGUCCGGGGUUGCUCCUGCAGGCAGAUUCCUGGCGGGAUGUGCACGGGCGUCAAUGUGCGGGGACUGCCGACGCUUCAAUGCGUGCGAUCGUGGCGUCGAGAGGGGCAGGGAGGGUCUCGCAGCCGAUGGCUUCACGUCGGCUCUUCGUGGGUCAGUAGAGAGGUGUUGCUCGUCUGAGCAAAAAAAAUAAACAUUAAAGUAGCGUUUGUAACUAAAAAUAAGCAAAAAAUACAAAUAAAAAGGCUAUAGUGAGUAGAAGAUGCAAAUCUUCCCCGUGUCCUUUUAGACUCGUCAUUUUGCACCAGGUCACGCACGCGUGCGGUCACAAUGCACACACACAUACACAAAGACAAAUAUCCCCCGUAUAGCCUUAACAGACUGUAGGGGAAAGUGCUGUUAGCGAGCACCUAUGAACGCCGGAACGGUACAAAAGGGGGUGGGUGGCCAGCACCACGCUCGGCCGCCUUUGUCUCCCCAGUGGCGAUGUUUACACCGCACCGGAUACUCAUUUGAGGCUGAGUCGACCUAGGGGAGGCCCAGGACCGGUUCAGAUAAUCGUCACUGGUGUUGGCCGUGAGCGGGAAUCGAACUCGGCUCGCCGGUUUAUAGCGCAGAGCGCCAACCGCUACACCACCACUCCCCACUACACAACAACAACAACAACCGCCAUUCGCCACUAAGUGGCGGUGACGUCACCACGAUGCUUGUGCCAGGCCAAGUGCACCUUGAGGCCACGUGAAGUGUCGAACGCCCGCUGGCAGGAGGUCACGGGGCAGACCCAGGUGCCACGGGUCGACUGACCGAGAUGACCGAGAUGACUGGCUGAUGCACCACCUGUGCCCCCUACUGUGCCAACUUGCUGUGCUUUAGCCACCCGGCGCUCCGCUCGUUGUUGUGAGCGUCGCUCCUCCGCCCUCCGUUGUUGUUGGAGGGCGACUGCCUCCAACUGCCCAGUA
Molecule: messenger RNA, 4952 nt
Organism: Lethenteron reissneri (Far Eastern brook lamprey)
Lineage: Eukaryota; Metazoa; Chordata; Hyperoartia; Petromyzontiformes; Petromyzontidae
Product: LIM and SH3 domain protein 1-like
Cellular component (GO): focal adhesion
Molecular function (GO): actin filament binding
Source: RefSeq, a predicted model, not a curated record